CCCCCCCGGGGCGGGCCUUGAGGGCGGCGCUUCCGGUCGCGGGAUUCUGGCGGCCGGAGCGGCGGCGGCGGCCAGACGCGAGGAUGGCGGGCGCCGGGAGCGAAUCCCGGUUCGCCGGGCUGUCGCUGGUGCAGCUGAACGAGCUGCUGGAGGACGAGGGGCAGCUGACGGAGAUGGUGCAGAAGAUGGAGGAGACGCAGAGCAUUCAGCUUAACAAAGAUAUGACGCUCGCCAGCAACCGGAGCCUGGCAGAAGGGAACCUUUUGUACCAGCCCCAACUGGACACGCUGAAAGCGCGUUUGACCCAAAAGUACCAGGAGCUCCAGGUUCUGUUUGAAGUCUAUCAGAUAAAGAAGACCAAAUUAGAUAAACAGUCCAGCAGCGCAUCCUUGGAGACCCUGUUAGCACUUCUCCAGGCAGAAGGGGCCAAGAUUGAGGAAGACACUGAGAACAUGGCAGAGAAGUUUCUUGAUGGAGAGCUUCCUCUAGACUCCUUCAUCGAUGUCUAUCAGAGCAAGCGGAAACUGGCCCACAUGCGCAGAGUUAAGAUUGAGAAGCUCCAGGAGAUGGUGCUGAAAGGACAGAGACUUCCACAGGCCCUGGUCCCACUGACACCCAGGGUUUCUGAGCCUGUGCCUGCUCUCCCCCUGCCCUAUCCCACCCCAGAGGCCAGUGGGCCCCCAUCUGUUGUGCCACGGCGCAUACCCCCCCCACCGCCCCCAGUGCCUGCAGGACGUUUAGCCACACCGUUCACUGCUGCCAUGGGCACAGGACAGGCCCUUCCGUACCCAGGGUCACAGUACCCUCCCCUGCCACCUCGUGUGGGCCUCCCCCCACAGCAAGGAUUCUCCGCACAGUUUGUAUCUCCAUACCCGCCAGCUCUCCCCCAGAGACCCCCGCCCCGGCUGCCUCCACACCAGCCAGGCUUCAUCCUCCAGUGAGCGGCUCAUCCUUCCUGGGAGACCCCUUCUGCCUGCUGGCCGGGGUUCCACACGCCUGGGAGGCUGCCAGGCCUGGCUGCUUUGCCAGCGCCUCCAUCUGAUUCUAGGACUGUAGAUCAGUGGUAAGUAGACGUAGACCCCAGCUCUGGACACCUCAGUGGUGUGUGUGUGCUCAGCCUCAGUGUGACAGCUCCAUGGUUGUGCUGGUGUGAGCUCUCGGCAUGGUUUUUAAGUCUUACAGCGUUGAUGGACUCAUGAGUUUGGGGGAAAAGCCUCCCCCUAAUCCCACUUAGAAUGGGGUCCUCCCACUGCAGCUUUAUUUAAUAAGCACGGUUGAUCAUUUCUACUUUGUUUUCAAGAGACAUUGUCUGUGUCCCAGCCUGCCGCAGCCCCUGGUCAGGGUCACUCAGGUGGGCCAGCCCAGAAGGUGCUCACUCAGUCUGUGGGAUGGGGUGGCCUUCAGUCCCCCCACCUUCCCCAAUCCUGGAUGCUUCAAAGCCACACGUGGAGUUUGCACUUGGCCCACCGCCACGUCCAGAGGCCGGGCAAGUUGCAGCUGGGCCUUGGGAGGGCGGUGUGAUUGGACUUUGCUCAGCAAGCGGUCACAGCUGCUCCUCCUCCUCUUGCUUAAGGGUUUCUAUGAAGAAAUACUCCCCCAGUAUUUUUACUACGUCUGUAACAUUCCUGUUUUAUAUUGGGAAAAGAAAACUUUUUUGACACAAGACCAUUCAGGGAAACUUUAUAAAAAAAAAGUGCACAUAGUGUUUUGAGCAGAUUGAAAUGCAGAUGAAAUGAAUGCAAGUUUGUUCCCUGCAAGCAGUGUCUGGUCACACUUGCUCACACCCGUGGGUGCCUGUGCUGUGCCUUAGCUUCACCUGGUGCCAGUGGGAUGCUGGCCACGGCUCCCUGCCUGCCCACAGGCUGGCAGGCUGCAGGGCGGCUGUCGCCAGCAACUGCUGCCCCUGGUGGCUCUCAGUUCCUGGAGGAGCUUGUCCUGUCCUUGGUCAUUGAUGUGUUGAAAGUGGAAGAAGAGUCUGCCCCACCUUGGACCAGUUAACUCUUAGCCAGUAGUCUCUGCCUCUGCCUGGCUGGGCCCUGGGGCAUGGGUGGGAAAGACAGACUCUUCAGCUGGGUUUGGAGAAAACCUCCCCGUCUGGGGACCAGGGAAGGGGCCAACAAACCGGGGUGCUCUGGCAACAGCCCCAGGUUCUGCCUGCCCCUCUGGGCUCUCAUCUCCGUGUGCACCUGGCUGCAUGCCGGGGCCCGGGUGGGGGCAGGGUGUUGCCACUCCCAUCCCAUGACAGCAAAGCCCCAUGGCUCUCCCAGGUGACAGAACCAAGGCCGAGCUCAAACAGGGUCAGUUACAGCAGGCCACGGUAAGGCCACCAAUCUGUAUUACCCUACAGUUCUGUUCCUGACUUGAACUCUAUGGUAUCAUAAUUAUUUUUAAAAACAGAAGCUGUAUAGGACGAUUUACUGCCAUGCCAAUCAGGUAGGCGUGCCAUGUCCUGUGAAUCUUGAGCGCAUGGUGCCACCCACCCCAAUACCUCUGUCACCCCGCUGUUGGGGGAUGCCCGCAGCCUGCACGGUGCACAGCCAAAUGUGGGCUUGGUGGUGAUGUGAAGGGGCCACUGGGCUAGCCUCACAUCUCUCCAGGGCCAUGCCUGAGCUGUGGUUGUGAAGGUGUAGGACCCUUUUUAAUAAAUAGAGGAUUAUUAAUA
Molecule: messenger RNA, 2662 nt
Organism: Manis pentadactyla (Chinese pangolin)
Lineage: Eukaryota; Metazoa; Chordata; Mammalia; Pholidota; Manidae
Gene: VPS37B
Product: VPS37B subunit of ESCRT-I
Exons: 4
Coding region: 84-941 (285 amino acids)
Biological process (GO): protein targeting to vacuole; ubiquitin-dependent protein catabolic process via the multivesicular body sorting pathway; protein targeting to membrane
Cellular component (GO): ESCRT I complex
Source: RefSeq, a predicted model, not a curated record